AUGUCUGAAUUAAGCUCUGAAGAUAAAAAUAAAGACUCGUUCACCAAGGCAAACCAGUAUUAUUUAUCCCAAAUCAACCAAAUGGAAAUUAAAAUCAGCGAAUUAAAAGCCCAUUUAAGUGCAAAAGAUUCAGAAAUCAGCUACCUCAACGAUAGGAUUUCUCUGAUUGAAAAUAACGAAAGCUUAGGAAACCGCAGUGAAAAUUUGGAAAAAUCGACAGAGUUAAGUGAAGUCGAGCCAAAAAUUAUUGGCUCUUUUAGCUCUAUAAGAAAUGCAAAUGAGGAUAUUACUAGUAUAAAGCUACAGUUAGAUCAUGCUAUAAGUGUGAAAAAAGAAUAUGAAGAAAAGUACAGGAAAGCUUUAAGCUCAAGAUUUGCUAAUAAAAACCCAAAAGAGCUGGAGGAAGAGCUGUAUAGCCUAAUAGAAGAAAAUCUUAAACUGAUGAAAUCCAAUGAAAAACUCAAACUUGAGCUGGAAACUGAAAAGUUAAACAGCGAGCUAAAGCGGAAAGUACUUGAAGAUACCAUCAUUGAAAAAAAUGAAUUUAUUUCUCAUAUAAAUGACCAAUAUGAAAAAUCAAUAACCCAGCUUCACAAAGAGAUAAAAGCACUAAAGGAAAAACCAAAAAUAACGAAUUCUCAUCUGUCUUCAAUGCUUUCUACCCCUCGAGAAGAAGCCAAAGUCCAAAGCUUUUCUCCUUUAAACAGCACAAAAUUUGGAUAUUUAGACAGUUCUUCGUUGGUUAGCACAGAAUUUAAUACAGACUGCACACAAACGCCUGUAAAAUCUAUAACACCACUAGGAAAUGCUUCAAUAAGCAGCGAGUCGCUAAGAGGCAGAUCUUAUAGUGCAAAAAAUGAUAAAAAUAAGCAAAAAAUAGCAAGGCUAAGUGAGGAGCCUUGUAAGAAGCUUAGGCUGAAAUUUUUAAAUGAAGCUUUAACUGUAAAACAAGGCCACCAUGUGGACUAUUGCCCCAGUUUUUUGAGGACCAAGAAAUUUAGCGGGGCGAAUAAUCUUGAAAGUUCUGUCAAAAUUGGAAAUCUAGGACUUUCUAACAGUUUUUAUGUGAAUUUCAGCAAGAGGUAA
Blepharisma stoltei is the source of this 1086-nucleotide messenger RNA. NCBI's taxonomy places the organism in Eukaryota, Ciliophora, Heterotrichea, Heterotrichida, Blepharismidae. The record is from the annotation of a GenBank genome assembly.